This is a messenger RNA of Trichoderma gamsii, 339 nucleotides long. RefSeq lists its product as hypothetical. NCBI's taxonomy places the organism in Eukaryota, Fungi, Ascomycota, Sordariomycetes, Hypocreales, Hypocreaceae. The record is from RefSeq and is a predicted model, not a curated record. The coding region runs from base 1 to 339 and encodes 112 amino acids. The transcript has a single exon.
AUGCACUUUUCAACUACCUCGUUCCUCGCGGUUCUCGCCGCAUCUGUUGCGUCUGCACAGCAAAUGCAGGUCAACUACUACAGCGACCAGUGCAGCAGCUAUCUUGGUGCAGUCGAAGUGUCUUGGGCCACCAAUCUAUACGCCGGACCCCCGAACUGCUACAACUAUCACUACGGCGCCUAUGCGAACAUUGCCAAUUGCUGGGCUGGUGGUUGCGUGUGCGACUUUUACCAAGGAUCCAACUGUGGCGGCGGGCAGCUGUUCCAGCAAGCCUUUGAAGGAGGCAACUGUGUUCAGGUUGAUGGGGCCAAUUCUUUUGCAUGCUACUAUGGAAUGUAA